GACGUCACAUGGCGCGGCCGGCGCGAGUGCGCGGGCUUUGCUGGCUCUGGGCUUGCGCUGCCUCUGGGUUUGCGCUCCCCCUGAGCCUGCGCAACUCGCACGUAGGUGUUGAGCUUUGAAAUGCAGCGGGAUUUAUUGAGUUUCCCUCUGUCCCCAGCGGUGCGGGUGAAACUGGUGUCUGCAGGUUUCCAGACUGCUGAGGAACUCCUAGAGGUGAAACCCUCCGAGCUCAGCAAAGAAGUUGGGAUAUCUAAAGAGGAAGCCUUAGAAACUCUGCAGAUUGUAAGAAGAGAAUGUAUCACAAAUAAAACAAGAUAUUCUGGUACAGCUGAGUCUGGCAAGAAGUAUACAGCACUGGAACUUCUUGAGCAAGAACAUACCCAGAGCUUCAUAAUUACCUUCUGUUCAGCACUAGAUAAUAUUCUCGGGGGUGGAGUACCCUUAACCAAAAUAACAGAAAUUUGUGGUGCACCAGGUGUUGGAAAAACACAAUUAUGUAUGCAACUGGCAGUAGAUGUGCAGAUACCAGAAUGUUUUGGAGGUGUAGAAGGUGAAGCAGUUUUUAUUGAUACAGAGGGGAGUUUUAUGGUUAAUAGAGUAGUAGACCUUGCUACUGCCUGCAUUCAGCACCUACACCUUAUAGCAGGAACACAUAUGGAAGAAGAGCAGCCGAAAGCUUUGCAGGAUUUCACUCUUGAGAAUAUUCUCUCCCAUAUUUACUAUUUUCGUUGUCGUGACUACACAGAGCUACUGGCACAAGUUUAUCUCCUUCCAGACUUCCUUUCAGAACAUUCAAAGGUUCGAUUGGUAAUAGUGGAUGGUAUUGCGUUUCCUUUUCGUCAUGAGCUAGAUGACCUAUCCCUUCGUACUCGAUUGCUAAAUGGCCUAGCCCAGCAGAUGAUCAGCCUUGCAAAUAAUCACAGAUUAGCUGUAAUUUUAACCAAUCAGAUGACAACAAAGAUUGAUAAAAAUGAGGCCUUGCUGGUUCCUGCAUUGGGGGAAAGUUGGGGACAUGCUGCUACAAUACGGCUUAUCUUUCAUUGGGACCAAAGGCAAAGGUUGGCAACAUUGUACAAAUCACCAAGCCAGAAGGAAUCUACAGUACUAUUUCAAAUCACACCUCAGGGAUUUAGAGAUGCUGUUGUUGCUCCUGCAUGUUCAUUACAAACAGAAGGUUCAUUGAAUUCCCGGAAACGGUCACGGGACUCAGAGGAAGAACAGGAAUCCAAAGACUAGCCUCAAAGUAUACACAUGUAUUGAUGCUGUGAGAGAUGCAAUGUAUACAAGUAGUAGGUAGACUCAUUACUUUGAAAUAUAAAUACACUAUGGUGUGAAUGAAUUUGGUCUGUAUUAAGUGAAUGGUGAGUGAAUGAAGCAGGUCUGUAUUAGGUAAAAAUAAAAUCAAUUCUCUGAGUUUUUUUCUAAAGCAGUAUUCUACAGUUAUAUUUAACCCUGUUUUCAUUUUUAGUAACAUUCAGUAGAGAUGAUACAGGUAUUGCAUUUUGCAGAUGAGGUAAGCUGAUCUUAUGUGGCCAACCUGAAUACACCAUUCAGAUUGUUUUUUCCUCCUUCCUUUGCCAGUUGCCUAGACAUUUCUGGGAAGAAAAGACUUUUUUCACAUUCUUUUAAAUGUAGCUUUGGUAAUUCUUAGAAAAUGACCUCAUUCUAUUAUAAAGAAAAGUCAGCACCAUGAGUCACCAUAUCAUUAUAUUCGCUUUAUGGAUAUGAUACAAAUUUUAGAUGACCAGUCUGAUUUUAGUGACCCCAAUUCUCAAAUCUAAGUUGUUUGUUUAUUUAUUUAUUUAUUUUUGUUAUUUUAUAAUGUCAAAGGAAGGACUUUGGAAUUGUUAUCCCAUCUAUAGCAUUGACUGAAACAUCUAUCUUCCAGAAUAUCAAAUUGAUAAGCCCACGGUCAUUUAUUUCUAUAUUUUUGAAGCGUGGUGUGAUCCAGUUCUAGGUGUGUUGACAUUUUCCUUUGAGUAAUCUUAACAUUGCUUGAAUAAAUUAAAAAUCUGGAUUCUUGAGUGGUUUCAGAAAUCAUCUAAAAAUGUUUUGGUACCUGGUUCUUAAGUGCUUUUUAAUUCAUUUACAAACUUACUUCGGCUCCCAGUGGGAGAAAAUCAUUUAAGUAAUUGAAUAUUAUAUACUGUGACAACUGUAUUUUCCAGAUUUUAGUGACAGUUGGUAUUUCCUAUCCCAAACUGAACACUAAAUUCGUACAGUUUUAAAAAUAUAAUAAUUCUGUUUUUGAUUGUA
Messenger RNA from Sus scrofa (pig), 2256 nucleotides. The record is from RefSeq and is a predicted model, not a curated record. NCBI's taxonomy places the organism in Eukaryota, Metazoa, Chordata, Mammalia, Artiodactyla, Suidae.